AUGCUUUGGACGGUGGACAAGUCUCCUCAUUUAAAUGCAAGAACACUAUAAACAUCAAUGUUCGCAUUAACACCACCAGAUUACCUCAUUGGUUGUAAUUGAUAGCGUUAGAUUGUCCAAUCCAUUUGAACAGAUAGGCCUGGCAGUGAAUGAUCGUGUUUGUUUGCCAUUGACAGCUAUAGACGUCGAAUCUAUUUUGACUGGAAUGUCUGGCAGUGAUCAUUCAGUUAAAUUGUCUGAUAGCUGGUGUUUUAGGCAAAUGGAAGGUCAGUCCGUCUUUUUCUUCAUCUAGUUAGUAGAAGAAACUUUUGCAGAUAAUCCACUCUUGGGAACUAUGCAGCACAGUUCACGCAGAGAUUUGCUCCCAUUCCUUUCUUCACAUCACCUCUAUCUUUGUCAGGUUGGGGAAUUGCAGUGGACGAGUAUGUUGAAUUCUCCACCUACAGUAUGUCCAACAGGGCUUUUUUUUUUCUCUCUCGAGCCUCUGGCCUCUCCAUCCCGCCGCUCCUUCCACCGACAUGCCUCUGGUGUAAAGCAAACUCCACUCAGCCUUUCCUCUUCCUCUGCAGCCAUGGGCCCAUUUGUAUCAGCGGGGACCCUGUUCUGUGUUCUCCUCAUUAGCAGGUUGUUAGAGAGCUCCAUGCUCAAUGCAGAAGUGAAAGAAGGAGAAAUUCUGCCUCCAACCAUUCAAAAGCUGAUGAAAGGAUAUAACAAGUACCUGAGGCCUUUCUUUGACAAUGGUCCUGUGACUGUUGGUAUGAGUUUGGAUGUUGCUAGCAUUGAUACCAUAUCAGAGAUCAACAUGGACUACACAGCCACCAUAUUCCUUCGUCAGCGCUGGACAGAUGAGCGUUUGGUAUUUGAAGGGAACAAGAGCCUGAGCCUUGACGGGCGACUAGUGGAGCUACUAUGGGUCCCCGACACCUUCAUUGUGGACUCCAAGAAGUCUUUCCUUCAUGACAUCACCGUGGAGAACAGACUGAUUCGCAUCUUUCCAAACGGGACUGUCCUUUAUGCAUUGAGAAUUACAACCACUGUGGCUUGUAACAUGGAUUUGACUAAGUACCCAAUGGACAAGCAGACCUGCACACUUCAACUGGAGAGCUGGGGCUACAACAUCAAUGAUGUCAUGUUCUACUGGACCAGAGGAAAUGAGUCUGUCAGCGGCCUAGAUACUCUUCAGCUUGCUCAGUACACGGUUGAAGACCACUACACCUCUGUGUCGGAGGCUAUCUAUGAAACUGGUCACUACCCUAAGCUGGUGUUCCACUUUGAGCUGAAAAGAAGCAUCUUGUACUUCAUCUUGGAGACAUAUGUCCCAUCAAGUCUUUUGGUGGUCCUCUCUUGGGUCUCCUUCUGGAUUUCUCUGUCAUCUGUACCAGCACGAAUUUGUAUAGGAGUAACCACGGUACUGACAAUGACCACUCUGAUGAUGGGUGCUCGCACAUCUUUACCCAAUGCCAACUGUUUCAUCAAGGCAAUUGACGUGUACUUAGGAAUCUGCUUCAGCUUUAUCUUCGGAGCCCUGAUCGAGUAUGCUGUGGCUCACUUCUGCACCCUCACUUAUAGUGACACACACAUGCUCAUGUAUGGUCACCAAAUGCACAACUUUGAUGACGAGAUGAAUGGCAUCGUCACCACCAUCUCCAGCCACUCUGACAGGGCCAAAAGACGCAAGGAGCCAGACCCAGGUCCAGCCGCUGCUUCCGCCUCCAACGAAUUGGCAAUCGACCCAUCCAGCCCGACAGGCAGUGAGCCCAAGCCUGAGGCGCCCCCUCCAGAACCUACCAAUUGGUGUCUAACUGUUCUGGCUACCCUUCGCAAACUUCUCAGUUUCAUCAGCUGCUGUCACAUCAAUAAUCCACACCACAUAGACAACUACUCAAGAGUCACCUUCCCCUUAUCAUUUGUCAUUGUUAAUCUUCUUUACUGGACGUAUUAUUUGUACUUUUAGUAUUUUAGACAGGGCGUAUAUUUCACUGUACGUACAAGUGUGACUUAGGUGUGGUUCUGAGGUGAGUUUUUACGAUUUAUAAGCAGCAGAAUAAUGAUAAUGAUACAAGAUUGCUAUUUUCAGGUGAUAAAGGGAAAGUCUUCAAGGCUACUAUUUUAGUUCAACGCUGCUGUUUUAGCCUACUUAAGGCUGACUGGUGAGGUCUGACACUUCGAAAAAAACUGACAUGAAAAGGAAAAAGUGCUUCAAAGAUGAAAACCAUUUGGUUUGCAUAUUUCUCAUUUUAGCACAGGUAUUCGGUAACACUUUACAAUAAGGGUCCCUUAAUUAACAUUAGUUAAUGCAUUUUUAGACAAAAACUAAUGCUCAAGUAACAUUACAAUAAUUAAUAUAAUUGCUUAUCUAACAUUUAUUAAUAUAUUAAUUAACAUGAGUUAAGGGUCUCUUAAUUAACAUUAGUUAAUGCAUUUUUAGACAAAAACUAAUGUUCAAGUAACAUUACAAUAAUUAAUAUAAUUGCUUAUCUUACAUUUAUUAAUAUAUUAAUUAACAUGAGUUAAUGCAUUAGCUAAUACGUUAGGUAAUGCAUUAGUUAAUUCAUAACCAGACAGUAACUAAUGGUUUGGUAAAAUAAAAUAAAAUAAAAAAUAUAGGCCUACACAGGGGAUGACCAGGUCAUGGACUUAUCUCAUUCAUCUACUGUUUCUGACUGUGUAUCAAAAUGACUCUGUAAAGCCCUCUGAGACAAACCUGUUGCGAUAUAGGGCUAUACAAAUAACAUUGAAUUGAAUUGAAUUGGAUAUUGUGUUAGGGUUAGGGUUUGUUAACUUAGCUAGCAUUUAUACUUUAUUAGUUAAGGGACACAUGUGCUACACUUUACAAUAAGGAUCCAAAAAGCAUUCAGUAAUGGUUAAUGAAGGUUGGGGGGGGCUUAAUCAUUAAUAAUUUC
Corythoichthys intestinalis (scribbled pipefish) is the source of this 2903-nucleotide messenger RNA. RefSeq names its product gamma-aminobutyric acid receptor subunit pi (gene gabrzb). NCBI's taxonomy places the organism in Eukaryota, Metazoa, Chordata, Actinopteri, Syngnathiformes, Syngnathidae. Bases 335 to 1954 code for a protein of 539 amino acids. The record is from RefSeq and is a predicted model, not a curated record. Gene Ontology annotation, molecular function: extracellular ligand-gated monoatomic ion channel activity; chloride channel activity; GABA-A receptor activity. Gene Ontology annotation, cellular component: neuron projection; GABA-A receptor complex; synapse. Gene Ontology annotation, biological process: nervous system process; chemical synaptic transmission; signal transduction. The transcript has 10 exons.